This is a messenger RNA of Cricetulus griseus (Chinese hamster), 5839 nucleotides long. NCBI's taxonomy places the organism in Eukaryota, Metazoa, Chordata, Mammalia, Rodentia, Cricetidae. The record is from RefSeq and is a predicted model, not a curated record.
CGCGGCCGCCUGAGCGCGCUGGGUGCGGGGACUGGGCUCGGCUGCUUCCCACUUCGCGGCGGACGAUCGGUCUUGGACACGCCGCCUGAGAGACAAUCUGAAAAUUGCAGAGAAGGAUUUUUAAGACCUCUUCUGACUUGCCAAGCUUGCCUUCAAUCUGAAAACCAAAGACUGCCUGACUGGAGGGAACUGACUCCCUGUUGGAGAAAUGGCAAUGUCAUCCCAUCACGUGAUCACCAUGUUUGCCCUGAUGAGUUCCUGGGUUACUGCAGGUCCAGAGCCCAGCACCCAGUGUGAACUGUCACCGAUCAAUGCCUCUCAUCCUGUCCAGGCCUUGAUGGAGAGCUUCACCGUUCUGUCUGGCUGUGCCAGCAGAGGCACAGUUGGGCUGCCACAGGAGGUUCAUGUCCUAAACCUCCGCACUGCAGACCAGGGAGCUGGCCAGCAGCAGAGGGAGGUUACGCUGCACCUGAACCCCAUCUCCUCAGUGCACAUUCACCACAAGCCUGUUGUGUUCCUGCUCAACUCCCCACAGCCCCUGGUCUGGCAUCUGAAGACAGAGAGACUUGCCAACGGUGUCCCCCGACUUUUCUUGGUGCCGGAGGGGUCUAUGGUCCAGUUUUCAUCGGAAAACUUCUCCUCGACAGCGGAAACGAGAGAGAGGAGUUUCCCUCAUGGAAAUGAGCAUCUGCUAAACUGGGCCCGGAAGGAGUAUGGAGCAGUGACAUCGUUCACCGAACUCAAGAUAUCGAGAAACAUCUAUGUUAAAGUGGGGGAAGAUCAAGUGUUCCCUCCCACGUGCAGCAUAGGGAAGAAUUUUAUUUCGCUCAAUUACCUUGCCGGGUACCGUCAACCCACACCUGCCGAAGGUUGCGUCCUAUCCAGUCAGCCCCAGGAGAAGGAAGUACACAUUAUUGAGUUAAUCACCCCUAACUCCAACCCUUACAGCGCCUUCCAGGUGGAUAUAGUCAUUGACAUACGACCUGCUCAAGAGCAUCCUAAGGUGGUCAAAGACCUCAUCCUGAUCUUGAACUGCAAAAAGAAUGUCAACUGGGUGGUCAAAUCCUUUGACGUCAAGGGAAACCUGAAAGUUAUUGCUCCCAACAGUGUUGGCUUUGGAAAAGAGGGUGAAACAUCCAUGACAGUGACCAAAUUGAAAAGAGAUGAUAUCCCUUCCACCCAAGAGAAUCUGAUGCAGUGGGCAUUGGACAAUGGCUACAGUCCAGUGACGUCAUACACAAUGGCGCCUGCAGCUAAUAGAUUUCAUCUUCGUCUUGAGAACAAUGAGGAGAUGAGAGACCAGGAAGUCUACACCACUCCUCCAGAGCUUCAGAUCUUGCUGGGCCCUGGCCUCAUGCCUAGCCUGGAUAACCCACCCGUCUGGGGAGGGGGGGACCAAAAUGGAGGUCUCCUCUUUCCUUUCCCGGAUAUCCCCAGGAGAGGCUGGAAGGAGGGAGAAGACAGGAUUCCCCGUCCAAAGGAUCCUGUCAUUCCCAGCGUUCCACUGUUUCCUGACCACAGAGAGCCAGAGGAGGUACAAGGGAGUGUGGAUGUCGCUGUGUCGGUCAAGUGUGACAGUGACAAGAUGACUGUAGCUGUGGACAAAGAUUCCUUCCAGACCAACAGCUACUCAGGGAUGGAGCUCACCCUGUUGGAUCCUACAUGCAAAGCCAAGAUGAAUGGCACCCACUUUGUUUUGGAGUCUCCCCUGAAUGGCUGUGGCACUCGACACCGGCGGUCAGCCCCUGAUGGUGUGGUUUACUAUAACUCUAUUGUGAUACAGGUUCCAUCCCCUGAGGACAGCAGUGGCUGGUCAGAUGGCUUGGAGGACUUGGAGUCAGGUGACAAUGGAUUUCCAGGAGACACAGAUGAAGAAAUCACCCCACUGAGCAGAGCUGGAAUUGUGGUGUUUAACUGCAGCUUGAGGCAGCUGAGGAAUCCUAGUGGCUUACAGGACCCACUCGAUGGAAAUAUCACCUUCAACAUGGAGCUGUAUAACACAGACCUCUUUCUGGUGCCUUCCCCUGGGGUCUUCUCCGUGGCAGAGAAUGGACAUGUUUAUGUUGAGGUAUCUGUCACCAAGGCUGACCAAGAACUGGGAUUUGCCAUCCAGACCUGCUUUGUCUCUCCAUAUUCAAACCCGGACAGGAUGUCCGAUUACACCAUCAUCGAGAACAUCUGUCCCAAAGAUGAGUCUGUGAGGUUCUACAGCCCCAGGAAAGUGCACUUUCCCCUCUCACACGCUGAGGUGGACAGGAAACGCUUCAGCUUUGUCUUCAAGUCCAUUUUCAACACCUCCCUGCUCUUUCUGCAAUGUGAGCUGACACUGUGCACCAGGAAGAAGAGCCCCCAGAAGCUGCCAAAGUGUGUGACGCCUGACGAGGCCUGUACCUCUCUAGAUGCCACCAUGAUUUGGACCAUGAUGCAGCAUAAGAAGACAUUUACCAAGCCCCUGGCUGUGGUCCACCAGGCAGAUUAUAAAGAAAAUGUUCCAAACACUAAGGAGUCCAAUCCAGUUCCUCCCCCUCCACAGAUUUUCCAUGGGCUGGACACGCUAACCGUGAUGGGCAUUGCGUUUGCAGCGUUUGUGAUUGGAGCACUCCUGACUGGGGCCUUGUGGUACAUCUAUUCCCACACAGGGGAGACAGCACGAAGGCAGCAAGUCCCCACCUCGCCACCAGCCUCAGAAAACAGCAGCGCAGCCCACAGCAUCGGGAGUACUCAGAGCACUCCCUGUUCGAGCAGCAGCACAGCCUAGCCAGAGACAGAUGCCCACCCCUGCCGCCAGGGCCGGGGCAGUACUAGUGCUGCGUGUCCAGACUUGGAAGGCUUGAUCUGGGUUCCCUGUAGAGAGAGAGUGAAGUUCAAGAGUACAGACACAGCCUGCUGUACCCACCCCCUCAUCCCGGCCAAUGUAAAUGUGACCCCUGGACAUCUGUCACACACAAAGCUAAGCUGGUGGCCUUCUCCUCCAGCCCCUCACAGGAUAGGGGUUUCAAUGUGAAACAUGCCAGUUAUUUUUUUUUAAUGCUGCUUUGUCCAGGUGUCCAAACAUCCAUCAUACGGGGUGGUAAGUUUUACUCAGAGUAACGGGGAUAGUAAAAGGAUACGACAGCUGGAGAGUAGAACCAGGGAGACAUAGCCAAAGAUUCUCUUCUAACUGAACCAAGAUGUAAAGUAGAAGAAAUGUACCCUCCAUAACCAAUCUGCAUCUCUCUCUGGGUGCCCACUUCUGACCUACCACACCCACUUGGUCCCCUUUAGCUUGCUAGCCUUGGUGGGGGGAAUACACCUUGUCACUCAUCAAGGCAACAUUCCUUUAAUUGGGCCAAAAUGAAUGCUGAUUCCUGUUCCUCCACACCAUGCCAAUUCCAUAAGUGUCUUAAGGUCAAAUUUGUCUGUUCUCAUAGGCAUACAGAAACAGAAAAUGGUUUUGUGCCCGUUUCUGACAUUUUAUCCUGAUAACAUUUAAACUUGGGGUGGGGGAAGGGUAAGCGAAGGAAUUUGCAAGGUGGUGUGUGUGCACAAGUCUGUAACAUCGCACAUCGGAGAUAUGAUCACACCCUCCUGAAAAAUGUUCUAUGCUUCCAGAGUCAGAAUGUGGCUUAUAUGUGGUAGACUAUAUGAACUCAACAUAUCAGCCUUUCUGAUGAGCCUUUUAUAAAAAAGCCAAACCCUUCCAGGAGGCAGCUCCUUAGGAAUGGGCCCCAGCUCAUCUAAUGAUGUCACCAGUUCUUCCCUGAGGAGGGAGAGAAAAGGGAGAAGGGCCAUUCCCGUUAAAGAAUCUCACAGAAGGGUUUCAGGAGAAUGUCCUUUGGCAAAGUAAUAGGUUGCCACCCUAACAAAACUCAGUGACUGCUCUUUGGUGAAACUGAACCCCAGAGGGGACUCUCUAUGCCAGAUCCCCUGCAAAUCAAGUAGCAUUGCUUUUCCAGAAUCCCCUCCUCCCUCUCCCCCCAAACAACUUAAGAUUCUAUAAGCAGAACAAGCUAGAUUCUAGCCUGAAAUUCUCACAAGCAAACUCCACUGCCUUUAAAGUUAGGCUGUUUUGUGCCUAAGCUUCAUGAUUGAAAAACCUCAGUGGGAAGUGUUGCUGGUAGAAACAGUCUCUUAGUCACUGCGCCCUAGUCUAAAUUGGAUGGGUGGCAGGCACAGCUUUUAUUCAGUAGGGAUAAUCUGAACCAAAGCAGAUUCCUUCAGGGCCAAUAGCUUCAGACUGAUGCAUUGAUACAUUGAAAAUAAUUUCAGAUUUGCAUUGAUACAUUGAAAAUACUUCAGAUUUGCAUUGAUACAUUGAAAAUAUUUUAGAUUUCCACAUGUAGGGACAAAAUGGUGUAAGACUAGAGAAAUUUUUCUUCAGUUUAUUGUUUUAUAACAUGAAGUUGUCAUUGUGGAGGACCUAGAUAUUUCUACGCUACCUGUGUUUAAAAACAAUGCGCUUUGCCUAACCUUCAGCAGAAUGUAAUUGUUAAGUAUAUUCUAUGUAUAAAGAAAGAUGUUUAAAGAUGUCUUCAAAGAAGACGAGAGUCUUUAAAUCACUUAUAGCUAUAUUUUACUACAAAAAGUCUGUAUAAAGAUAUAUUUAAAUGUUUUAGAGAAAUUUAAGUUACCCCACGUGAAAUGUUUUUUUCAGUUAAUUUCAGUUACUGUGAAUUCUUCUAAUCAGUUACUUUAAAAACAAAAACAAAAACAAAACCUUUUCCAUCUUGUUAGAAAAUUAGCUAUGGGAAGGUAUUAAAAAGAUUCAUUUCUUAGAUGGACAGAGUUAAAGAUUUUUGUAAUAUAUUUAAAUGUAUAUUUUUGAGAGAAAUAGUACAUUGCCAAUGAUUUUAUGAUCUUAAAUUAACUUACAAAUUUAUAAGCUGCAAACUAAAAGAUUUUUAGAAGGAGAAAGAAAAGAAAAAAAUUGCUCUUUAUUUCCUUAGAUGUCUAAUACUCAGCUCAAGAAACCCAAUCAGUAUUGGGGAAUGAAUGUUCCAAAGUAUAAAAAGCCAGGGUCUCCCCUGUCUCUUGUUACGGCAUUUCUGACCGCUUUGCCCUUCACAGACUUAAUACAAAGUACAAGCUUUACUUUCAUAACAUAUUCUGCAAGUUUCCUAAGACUGGCUGAAUCCAGUUUCACCUACAAAGUCUUGUGUUGUUUCUGGGGGCCACACAGUGACCAGAGGCCACACUCAAGUCAGAGGUGGCUGUCGGCAAUGCUCUACUGUAGCAUUUCAUGUUGUGGUGUUCCCCAGCUGUUAAUGUUGUGUUUUCAAAGGCUGGAGAUUUUCUUCUGCCUGAGCUGGUCAUGUAUCAGUUUUUUCCUAAACACAAAAUGGUGUCUUGCUCGUCUGGUAAUGAGAUUGUAAAUCCUGUUUCCUGUGUGUGUUCUCGGCAGGUGUGCCUGAGUGUGUGGGGUGCACAGGCGUGCGCCCUUCUUUUUGUACUGUAACUACCUCAUGGUUUGAAUGAUAAGUGUACUGCUGGUUGUAUUAACAGAGCACAUUUUGUCGGGUGAGUUGUGUAUGCAAACUUUUUUUUAACCGUUUGUUUUAUCUGGGGGUUCAUUCAUAAAACUGACAGAUAUUUUUCUAGGAAGGACUGUUAUCAGUUUCCAAAUACAAUACUCCUCUAUUCUGGUUUUUUCUGAAUGAGCCUGAUUUCAUUACUAUUUUUCAUCUAUGAGGGUCAGAGCGUACCCUGAAAAAAUCCCUGUGGCCAGUUUGAACACCCCUGCUGUAACCUGUCCUGUUUGUGAGUCAGCAACUUUGUGAACCUGCUUAGAUUUAUAGUUUUGAUAACCACAAUUUUAAUUCUUUUAUCUGUGCAUAAUAAAAAGAUAUAUAUCAAUUAUCAA